AUGUUGGUUAAUUCAGGUCGCACUCUCUUCAGUAGAGCAUCAAGCACAACAAGCACAACAAACACAAUAAUUAAAAGAAUGGUUCACAACAAAGUCACGAUCAUCGGUUCCGGUCCAGCUGCCCACACUGCAGCCAUCUAUUUGGCAAGAGCUGAAAUCAAACCAACUCUUUACGAAGGUAUGAUGGCUAACGGUAUUGCUGCUGGUGGUCAGUUAACUACUACUACUGAUAUCGAGAAUUUCCCAGGUUUCCCACAAGGUCUUCUAGGAUCUGAACUUAUGGACCGUAUGAAGGAGCAAAGUGUCAAAUUUGGUACUGAAGUCAUUACCGAAACUAUCUCUAAGGUGGAUUUGUCUUCUAAGCCUUUCAAAUUCUGGACUGAAUUUAACGAAGAUGGCCCUGCCAACACUACCGAUGCCAUGAUCCUGGCAACUGGUGCCUCCGCUAGAAGAGUGAACCUACCAGGUGAAGAAACUUACUGGCAACAGGGUAUUUCUGCCUGUGCUGUCUGUGAUGGUGCAGUUCCUAUCUUCAGAAACAAGCCAUUGGCCGUUAUCGGUGGUGGUGAUUCCGCUUGUGAAGAAGCUGGAUUUUUAACCAAAUACGGUUCCAAGGUGUACUUGCUAGUUCGUAAGGACCAUCUACGUGCAUCUACUAUCAUGCAAAGACGUGUACAAAAGAACGACAAGAUUGAGAUUCUAUACAACACUGUAGCAGUGGAAGCAAAGGGUGAUGGUAAGUUGUUGAACACCCUACGUAUCAAGAACGUCAAGGAAAACCAAGAAAGUGAUCUACAAGUCAACGGUCUGUUCUACGCCAUCGGUCAUACCCCAGCUACUUCUAUCGUCCAAGGUCAAGUGACUACCGAUGAGAGCGGAUACAUCAAGACUAUCCCUGGUACUGCUGAAACCAACGUUCCAGGUUUCUUUGCCGCUGGUGACGUCCAAGACUCUAAGUACAGACAAGCUAUUACUUCUGCAGGUACUGGUUGUAUGGCUGGUUUGGAUGCCGAAAGAUACUUGUCAUCUUUGGAAUAA
Molecule: messenger RNA, 1038 nt
Organism: Zygosaccharomyces rouxii
Lineage: Eukaryota; Fungi; Ascomycota; Saccharomycetes; Saccharomycetales; Saccharomycetaceae
Gene: TRR2
Product: thioredoxin-disulfide reductase TRR2
Exons: 1
Coding region: 1-1038 (345 amino acids)
Biological process (GO): removal of superoxide radicals
Cellular component (GO): cytoplasm
Molecular function (GO): thioredoxin-disulfide reductase (NADPH) activity
Source: RefSeq, a predicted model, not a curated record